GUCGUGCAGUUUUUUCGACAUAUAUCAGCUGGCCAGUUUUAUUUUGUGUUCUGGUUCUCUAAAAAAGUGCGAUUGAUGUGGGAUGCUUCGCGUGAAAACGCUCUAUAUUAAUCAAUUUAAUUAUGUUCUGUAGUUUUAUUUGUUUUGAACAGGCUUCUGAUUAGUAGAAGGUUUGAAACAACACUGAGACGCAUUCCUGGUUAAGUCGGCGUUAGUGGCUAUAAUCUGAUAUGCUUAACUUUAUUGUUGUAAAAGUACCUAUAGUAUAAGUGAAAGUUAUGUCGUUAAGGAUUCGGCUCUUGCAUGACAUGAUAAAAUAUCGGAAGCGCGUAUGCUAUGAAGAAUUACUGUGAAACAAGGACAUUUUUCUUUGAUAAGUUGAUUGUUAUCUGGUAUUUGAACACUACUAUUCAUUAGUCAUGUCGCUUAACUCAAAAGACUUGUCCAAACUGUUGGACAUGCUAGAUGAAGAAAAUGCUAGCAAAACUUUAGAAAAUAUAUCAAACCAAUUACACACAGUCUUUCCUAGACCAGAGCGUUUCAAAGUUGGAAUGACACUGCUUCUUCUGUUACAACAUGUGGACCUUUUGCCCAAGGAAUUGCAAAGAAUUAUUGCAGUAGCGAUGCUUUUUGAUCUAUACAAAGGCGAGCCACUGGCUACAACUCCAUUUGCACCGGUAUUUGUACAAAUUUUGAAAUCACCUGGUGAAAAUCUUGAUAAAGCUCUUUAUUCUGGACAUAUUCCAGUAUUAUCUCGAUGUGAGAAAUAUUUGAUAGCCGGUCUAAUGGGCUAUAAUUAUAGAGAAAUGAUGAAAAAGACCCCAAGACAAAUAAUAGAAGAAUUGUAUCCUCUACCCAGUCCACCACCUUAUGAUUCAACUGAUUUACAGUUGCAAUUAGUUGAACGUCGCUCUGAACUUCCUGCUGUAGAAAAGUGUGCUAACCCAGUUAUUUUAUCUGACACAGCAAGGCCGAAAGGAAAUGCUACAAAUGAUGUUGAUAUCAAAGAAAAACACAAUAACAUUAUAGAAUCUCUUGUUGUUGGAGAUCCCCCAGCAUAUGCUCAGAGUUAUCAACCCGAGUUUUUAAGACCAUCGCCACCUAUUCAUAGAUCUACUUAUGAUGAAGUACCUUGGAUGAAUAUGUCUGAACCAAGUCAAUUCAAAUUAGAAUAUGAUAAUAGUAUGUGUGUAUCAAACUGUGCUGGUGCUGAAGCUAGGAGAGUUAUGGGCAGAGCCUUCAAAAGUGUCUUAACAUUGCAACAGCAGCAGCAUCUUGUAACUGAGUUACACAAAGAUCCAAAAUUAGUUUAUCACAUAGGAUUAACUCCAGGAAAAUUGCCAGAUCUAGUAGAAAACAAUCCACUAAUAGCAAUCGAAGUUCUGUUAAAAUUGAUGCAAUCCAGUCAAAUCACUGAAUAUUUUAGUGUGCUUGUCAACAUGGAAAUGUCCUUGCAUUCUAUGGAAGUAGUUAAUAGAUUAACAACAACAGUGGAUUUGCCCACAGAAUUUGUUCACCUUUAUAUAAGUAAUUGUAUAAAUACUUGUGAAACUAUCAAAGACCGUUACAUGCAAAGUCGAUUGGUGCGACUAGUAUGUGUUUUUCUUCAGUCUUUAAUUAGAAAUAAAAUAAUCAACGUGCAAGAACUUUUUAUAGAAGUUCAGGCAUUUUGUAUAGAAUUUAGUCGAAUCAGAGAAGCAGCUGCUCUUUUUCGACUACUUAAGCAACUUGAAUCAGGUGACACAGCUGGAUUAAAUUCGACACCAUCAAAAAAUAAUAAAAUUGACAUGUGUUAAAAAAUUCUACUGGAUUAUGGAGGCCUCAAAUAUUGAUAAAUGAAAUUGAAGAAAUUGGUGAGAAAUAUGAAAAACAAGUAAAUUGUUAGCUCAUUAAUACUGCAUUUCAAAUACUUACCCUGUACAUAGGUAUUUAAGAAAUUGUUAAAAUUUUAGAUUAUAAUUACAGAAAUUUCAGAAAUAUAUGUUUUUUUCUGAUAAAACAAUUAAUUUUUUAAGAUUUCUAAAUUAUAUUUUUCAGAAAAUUUUUUUAAGAUAAACUUGUAGUAAAUAAUUUAAAAAAUAGUGAGAUUUCUAAGACUUUGCUUGGUAAUCAAUGCUUAAAUAAUCAAUAUAAAAAAUGUGUAUGUAGACUUAUGUAAAAACAGAAUAUCAUUUAAUCUUUAUUUUUCAAAUCUUUUGAUGACAAUGUUAUUAAAAGUUACAUAAAUUUCUAAUUGUGUAUUCAUUAUUGAGAUUAUCACUGAUAAUGACGAUUUUUUUAUUUAUUAAUAAAAUACCAUUUUAUGUACAAUGAAACCACAUAAAGAUAAUAAAAAGAUUGCAAUAUUUACAGUUUUCAAUAAAUUAAUUUAUUGAUUAAU
Messenger RNA from Nasonia vitripennis (jewel wasp), 2380 nucleotides. RefSeq names its product CCR4-NOT transcription complex subunit 11 (gene Not11). The coding region runs from base 420 to 1796 and encodes 458 amino acids. The record is from RefSeq and is a predicted model, not a curated record. Gene Ontology annotation, biological process: mRNA catabolic process; negative regulation of translation. Gene Ontology annotation, cellular component: CCR4-NOT complex. The transcript has 4 exons. NCBI's taxonomy places the organism in Eukaryota, Metazoa, Arthropoda, Insecta, Hymenoptera, Pteromalidae.